UUCGGAUGUGAGACAAAUCCUAACUAAUGUACUGUAAGGUGUGGGUUUAGGAAAUGUUUCAAAGAGAAAUGAAACUUAAGAUAAACAAAUAAUCGAAAGAGAAUAGUUUUACACAAAUGUUUCGCAAUCCGUCACUCCCUUCAAAUUGCAGAUUGAUUUCAUCAUGAGUAUACCGUUUGUUCCCGGGUUGGAACAAGGCACAUCAUUUGAGGGUAACAUUGAAAUCAAUGAGUCCGAUGUUAGUACCUACAUAUUCUGUGCUGGAAAGGAAAUCCCAAAGGUAUCCAGAGAGGAGAUAUCAGACUUUGGUGAAGAAGGAUUUCUUCUUCAGAAUGUAUUUACACUGGAAGAGUGUGAGGAAAUUAUUGCAAAUGGAGAGAAAAUCGGAUUUCAGACCAUCAUAGGUGUUAAAGAUGAUUACAGAAGUUGUAAGAGGAUUACCUUACAAAGCCAGAGUCUUGCUGAUGCCCUUUGGUUGAGGAUCAAGGACCAUGUCACAGACAUAGACAUAGAAGGUGAUCCCCAUAUACAGCACAUACACGGCUCUCCCAUGUUGAUGAAAGGAACUUGGACACCUGUCUGCCUCAACAAUAUAUUCAGGCUCUGCAGAUACCUACCUGGUGGUCACUUUGCCCCACAUUUUGAUGGUCACUUUGAUCGGUCAGCAAACGAGCGGUCACUGAAGACCUUCAUGGUGUAUCUCAACGGUGGCUUUGAAGGAGGUGCCACAAACUUUGUGGAUGACAGACAGCAGUUAUACAAGGAUGAGAGCACAGGAAAAUAUUGUGCGGAGGAAACGAAUAUCUUGUGCUCCAUCAAGCCUGAAGCUGGUCUAGCCAUCAUCUUCAAUCACUUUAGACUGCAUGAGGGGGAACAACUCAAGUCUGGACAGAAGUACAUCCUGCGGACGGAUGUAAUGUACAAAAAUGUGGACCAAAAUCUCAGUGAGGACUUUGUGAUUGCCGUGGGCCUUCUGCAACGGGCAGAGACACUAGAGAACGGGGGAGAGUGUUUGCAGGCAGCUGAGAUGUACAGGAAGGCCUUCAAGCUGGCCCCUGAACUUGAGAAAGUCACCUGAUGAAGGGAACGUUAAGGAGUGCUCAGGACUUCCAAAACCUUUAAAGCCUCCUUUUGGGAAAACAGGGCUUAAUGCAUGUGCAUGAAGUGUUGCAGUCCGCACAGGCUAAUCAAGGACAGCGUUAUUCUCUUUGCAAUUUUUUCGCUUACAGGAGGUCUUUUCUAAAUAAAAAUCCAUUGUAGGCGGAAAGUGUUGUCCAUGAUUGGCCUGUGCGGACUGCACGGGCUUAUCUGGGAGGACACUUAACGCAUAUGCAUUAAGCCCAAUUUUCCCAUGAAUUAGGCUUAUCAGUUACCAUAAUGUUGACUGAGUAAAUGUCUCAGAAAAUAUUGGCAAGCCUAAAACAGUGCCUUGAAAUGCAAAGCAAGCAGACAAUAUGUUGAGUGCCAAAAGUUAAAUGGUAUGAUUAUAUCUAUAGAGAUAGAAAAAAACAACUCCAAUGGAAUUGGUUUCAUCAUCUCAUAUAGCAAGCAUUUAUUUGCUCUUGUUUGUUUAAGGGGGAGGGGGGUAAUUUAUAUGCAAUACAUAUUUGUGCAAUUUUAUGGAAACUUGAAUGAGUUGUAAGGUAUCUUACGUUUUGUUUACUUUUAGAUUGAUUUACAUGAAGUUUUUUCUUAUGUACAUGUAAUUUAA
Messenger RNA from Dreissena polymorpha, 1711 nucleotides. RefSeq lists its product as uncharacterized. The transcript has 7 exons. Gene Ontology annotation, molecular function: procollagen-proline 4-dioxygenase activity; iron ion binding; L-ascorbic acid binding. NCBI's taxonomy places the organism in Eukaryota, Metazoa, Mollusca, Bivalvia, Myida, Dreissenidae. The record is from RefSeq and is a predicted model, not a curated record. Bases 164 to 1078 code for a protein of 304 amino acids. Gene Ontology annotation, biological process: peptidyl-proline hydroxylation to 4-hydroxy-L-proline. Gene Ontology annotation, cellular component: endoplasmic reticulum.